AUGGAUGAAGACAACAGGACCUUGUCUCAUGACUUUACCCUCGUUGGGCUCUUCACACAUAGUAAAGCCCCAGGCUUCCUUUUUAGCUUUAUUUGUGUCAUCUUCUUCCUGGCCAUCAUAGCUAAUGGGAUUAUGAUCUUCCUAAUCCACAUAGAUCCUCAUCUCCAUACUCCCAUGUACUUCUUACUUAGUCACCUCUCCUUCAUUGAUAUGAUGUAUAUCUCCACAAUUGUGCCUAAGAUGCUGGUUGAUUUUAUUUUGGGCAAUGGUACAAUCUCUUUCAUUGCAUGCACAGCUCAGUAUUUUCUUUAUAUGGGCUUUGUGGGGGCAGAAUUCUUCCUGCUAGGACUCAUGGCCUAUGAUCGCUAUGUAGCCAUCUGCAACCCCCUCCGCUACCCUGUUCUCAUGAGCCGAAGAGUCUGUUGGAUGAUCUUGGCCAGCUCUUGGUUUGGAGGUGCUUUGGACAGUUUCCUCCUCACUCCCAUCACCAUGAGCCUCCCUUUCUGUGCCUCACACAAAAUCAACCAUUUUUUCUGCGAGGCACCCACCAUGCUGAGAUUGGCUUGUGGUGACAAAGCAGCUUAUGAAAUGGUGAUGUAUGUUUGUUGUGUCAUGAUGCUGCUAAUCCCCUUUUCUGUGGUGAUUUCAUCAUACGCCCGGAUUCUCAUUACAGUGCAUCACAUGAAGUCAGCAGAAGGGAAAAGAAAGGCUUUUGCCACCUGUUCAUCACAUAUGAUGGUGGUGACACUAUUCUACGGGGCUGCUUUAUACACUUACAUGCUCCCCCAGUCCUAUCACACCCCAAUCAAAGAUAAGAUCUUCUCUGCUUUUUACACCAUUCUCACUCCCUUAUUAAAUCCUGUGAUCUAUAGUCUGAGGAACAGGGAUGUGACUGGGGCCUUGAAGAGAGUUUUGACAAGAUGCAGUGGAGUCUAUGGGGAACCAAGAGCAGAGCUCUGA
Molecule: messenger RNA, 960 nt
Organism: Elephantulus edwardii (Cape elephant shrew)
Lineage: Eukaryota; Metazoa; Chordata; Mammalia; Macroscelidea; Macroscelididae
Product: olfactory receptor 2T6-like
Exons: 1
Coding region: 1-960 (319 amino acids)
Biological process (GO): G protein-coupled receptor signaling pathway
Cellular component (GO): membrane
Molecular function (GO): G protein-coupled receptor activity; olfactory receptor activity
Source: RefSeq, a predicted model, not a curated record